Molecule: messenger RNA, 2847 nt
Organism: Saccostrea cuccullata (small rock oyster)
Lineage: Eukaryota; Metazoa; Mollusca; Bivalvia; Ostreida; Ostreidae
Exons: 1
Coding region: 1-2847 (948 amino acids)
Biological process (GO): DNA replication
Molecular function (GO): DNA binding; nucleotide binding; DNA-directed DNA polymerase activity
Source: RefSeq, a predicted model, not a curated record
AUGUUCAUGUCCAAAGACCACGUGUGUUAUAUGAAAACCACGGCAGAGGAGGAAGCAACCAAGCUGUUGAAGAGAAAAAGAAAGAAAAAAGUCGAUGAAGAUGACGACGUAAAGAAAUGGAUCUUUUUUGACUUUGAAUGCACGCAAGACGAGAUGAUUCAUUGCAACGAGGGCUACCAACCACAACAGCAAAUCAUAUGUGGAAAUUGCAACCAAUCUGACUGCCAUACAAAUCCUUGCCAACAAGGAUACAUUCCGAAAAAGACGACAGUUUGCAAAAAUUGUCAUAAACCACCCUGUGGUUCCUUCCGACACGUUCCCAAUCUAUGUGUCGUACAUAAGGUAUGCGAAGAAUGCAUUGAUGAAGACGAGAUCGACCAUCAAAGCUUCUGUGACAUAUGCCAGUACAAAGAGCGGAUAUUCAAGGGCCCCAAUACACGUGAUGAUUUCUGUAAAUGGUUGUUUUCGGAGGAAAACGAAGAAUCGCGUAUUUUCUGUCAUAACUUUCGAGGGUACGAUAGCUAUCCUAUCGUAAGCUAUAUGUACGAAAAUGCCAUCUUGCCGGAGGUGAUCAUGAAUGGAUCGAAAUUCAUGAGCAUAAAGGUGCCUCAUCUGAAGAUGAAAUUCAUCGACUCUUUGAAUUUCAUUCCAAUGGCUCUCUCUAAAAUCCCAAAGGCUUUCAAUCUUUCCGAGUUGGCCAAAGGAUACUUCCCUCAUCUCUUCAACAAACGCGAAAAUCAACAGCUCAUCCUUAAUCAUCUCCCUGACAUCAACUACUAUAAUCCUGAAGGUAUGAUGCCAGACGAUCGUCAAAAUUUUAUGUUGUGGUAUGACAAACAUAAGAACGAGACUUUCCAUUUCGAAAAAGAGAUGACCAAAUAUUGCCGAUCGGACGUGGAUAUUUUGAGACGAGGAUGUCUGAAAUUUAGAGAAAUUUUCAUGCAGAUGACAUCCAGAAAUGGUGAGGAAGGUAUUGAUCCCUUUGCUCACUGUAUUACGAUUGCUUCUGCCUGCAACUUGGUGUUUCGGAAAUUGUUCUUAGAGGAAAGAUCUAUAGGUAUCAUACCGCCACAAGGAUAUCGACCGAUAGACAAACAGUCCGUCAAAGCCAUGCAGUGGAUAAAAUACCAUGCUUAUCUAACAAAAGUAGAGAUUCAGCAUGCAGGCAAUGUGGGAGAGAAGGUGAUUGGACCGUACAAAGUUGAUGGAUACUAUGAAAUUGGAAAUGAAAAGGUAGUGAUGGAAUUUCAUGGUGAUUUUUGGCAUGGUAAUCCCAAAAGCUACUCUGCCAACACCCUCAAUAAAGUAGCGGGAAUGACCAUGGGGGACCUCUAUCAGAGAACCUUGGAAAAGAGAAGGUACUUGGAAUCUUCGGGAUAUACUUACCUACAGAUGUGGGAGUCCGAUUUCGAUCGGACCGUAGAGUCCACAGAGGAAAUGAGGGCUUUUAUAGAGCACUUAGAGUUAACUUCGCCCUUACAACCUAGAGAUGCCUUUUUCGGCGGUAGAACUGAAGCCUUUAAACUGCAUGCCCAGGCAGACGAAAACACCAGUAUCAAAUACUUUGAUGUGACUUCUCUUUAUCCCUUCAUCAAUAAAACGGGUAAGAUUCCAUUGGGACGUCCCCAGAUCGUGACCGAAAAUUUUGAUCUGCUUCAAAACUACGAAGGACUCAUUAAAUGCCGCAUCCUUCCCCCAAAGAAUCUAUACAUGCCAGUCCUUCCAUCGAAAAUCAACAAUAAGCUCCUGUUUGGCCUCUGUCGAACGUGCAUGGAAAAACAAAUACAGACCUGUGAGCACACCGAUCGGAAAAGAAUGAUCACUGGAACCUGGGUCACCGACGAAGUCAAAAAAGCCGUAGAACAGGGUUACGUGGUGGAUAAGAUUUUCGAAGUGUGGCAUUUCGAUCGCAUAUCACAGUACGAUCCACAAACAAAAUCGGGCGGAGCAUUUACCGACUAUGUCAAUACAUUUCUCAAAAUGAAGCAAGAGGCAUCUGGUUGGCCAAAAUGGUGUCAAACGGAAGAAGACAAAUACAUGUACAUAGAAGAAUACCACCAAAGAGAAGGAAUUCAUCUCGAGUACGCUAACAUCGUAUCCAACCCAGGUCUUAGAGCGCUGGCAAAACUGAUGCUCAACAGUUUUUGGGGUAAAUUUGGUCAGCGAGAAAACAUGCCCAAAACAACAUAUGUGACCGAUCCCUGCGAAUAUUUUGAUAUGUUGACUAGCAAUCGCCAACAGGUCAAAGACGUCAGCUAUGUGUCCGAGGAAAUGGUACGACUCCAGUGGGUCUUAGACGACGAUUUCGUGGAGACCAGCGGUCGAACCAACGUCGUCAUCGCAGCGUACACUACGGCACAGGCCCGUCUAAAAUUAUACUCUUACCUGGAAAAAUUAGGCGACCGGACUCUAUAUGCUGACACAGAUUCGGUCAUCUUCACUGCACGGACGGGGGAAUGGUCACCGCCUUUAGGUGAUUACUUGGGGGACAUGACAGACGAGACCCCUGAUAAGAAAAUCCUUUCUUUUGUCACUGGUGGACCGAAAAAUUAUGCGUAUACCGCCCAAGACCAAGAUGGGAAGAUAAGUACCUGUUGCAAAGUUAAAGGCAUCACAUUGAAUUACAAGAACAGUUUGGAUAUCAACUUUGAUACCAUCAAAAAUAUGAUCACCUCCAGCGAAGCGCCUGUCGUCACGGUCCGGAACAAUUACAAAAUUGCCCGAGAUUCCAAAACUACAGAACUCAUCACCAGAAAGGAAAAUAAAGAAUACAAAUUUGUUUUUGACAAAAGAGUCUUGCAGAGUGGACUGAUAUCGGUACCAUAUGGAUAUUUGAAUGUAUCGUAG